This is a messenger RNA of Elephantulus edwardii (Cape elephant shrew), 3543 nucleotides long. RefSeq names its product SRY (sex determining region Y)-box 6 (gene SOX6). Gene Ontology annotation, molecular function: DNA-binding transcription factor activity, RNA polymerase II-specific; RNA polymerase II cis-regulatory region sequence-specific DNA binding. Lineage: Eukaryota; Metazoa; Chordata; Mammalia; Macroscelidea; Macroscelididae. The transcript has 16 exons. The record is from RefSeq and is a predicted model, not a curated record. Gene Ontology annotation, cellular component: nucleus. Gene Ontology annotation, biological process: central nervous system development; cell fate commitment; positive regulation of chondrocyte differentiation. Bases 61 to 2487 code for a protein of 808 amino acids.
AAAGGCAACUUACCAGUGAUUUCUGGGUGCUGGGGCUGAAUAUUUUGUGCAUAUUUAAGAAUGUCUUCUAAGCAAGCCACCUCUCCAUUUGCCUGUGCAGCUGAUGGAGAGGAAGCGAUGACCCAGGAUUUGACCUCACGGGAAAAGGAAGAGAGCAAUGAUCAACAUGUUGCCUCCCAUCUGCCUCUGCACCCCAUAAUGCACAACAAACCUCAUUCUGAGGAGCUACCAACACUUGUCACUACCAUUCAACAAGAUGCUGACUGGGACAGUGUUCUUUCAUCUCAGCAAAGAAUGGAAUCAGAAAAUAAUAAAUUAUGCACCCUAUAUUCGUUCCGAAAUACCUCUACCUCACCACAUAAGCCUGACGAAGGGAGUCGGGACCGCGAGAUAAUGACCAGUGUUAAUUUUGGAACCCCUGAACGCCGCAAAGGGAGCCUUGCCGAUGUGGUGGACACACUGAAACAGAAGAAGCUUGAGGAAAUGACUCGGACUGAACAAGAGGAUUCCUCCUGCAUGGAAAAACUACUUUCGAAAGAUUGGAAGGAAAAAAUGGAAAGAUUAAAUACGAGUGAACUUCUUGGAGAAAUUAAAGGUACACCUGAGAGCCUGGCAGAAAAAGAACGGCAGCUCUCCACCAUGAUUACCCAGCUGAUCAGUUUACGAGAGCAGCUUCUGGCAGCGCAUGAUGAACAGAAAAAACUGGCAGCCUCACAAAUUGAGAAACAACGACAGCAAAUGGACCUUGCUCGCCAACAGCAAGAACAGAUUGCGAGACAACAGCAGCAACUUCUGCAACAGCAGCACAAAAUUAAUCUCCUGCAGCAACAGAUCCAGGUUCAGGGUCACAUGCCUCCGCUCAUGAUCCCAAUUUUUCCACAUGACCAGCGGACCCUGGCAGCAGCUGCUGCUGCCCAACAGGGAUUCCUCUUCCCCCCAGGAAUAACAUACAAACCAGGUGAUAACUACCCCGUACAGUUCAUUCCAUCAACAAUGGCAGCUGCUGCUGCUUCUGGACUCAGCCCUUUACAGCUCCAGAAGGGUCAUGUCUCUCACCCACAAGUUACCCCAAGGCUAAAGGGCCUAAGUGACGGUUUGGGCAGGAAUUUGGACCCCUUUGAACAUGGUGGUGGCCACUCUUACAACCACAAACACAUUGAGCAGCUCUAUGCCGCUCAGCUGGCCAGCAUGCAGGUGUCACCUGGAGCAAAGAUGCCAUCAACUCCGCAGCCACCAAACACAGCAGGGGCAGUCUCACCUACUGGGAUAAAAAAUGAAAAGAGAGGGACCAGCCCUGUAACUCAAGUUAAGGAUGAAGCAGCAGCACAGCCACUGAAUCUCUCAUCCAGACCCAAGACAGCUGAGCCUGUUAAAUCCCCAACAUCGCCCACCCAGAGCCUCUUCCCAGCCAGCAAAACCAGCCCAGUAAACCUGCCAAACAAAAGCAGCAUCCCUAGCCCCAUUGGAGGAAGCUUGGGAAGAGGAUCCUCUUUAGAUAUCCUGUCCAGUCUCAACUCCCCGGCCCUGUUUGGGGAUCAGGACACAGUGAUGAAAGCUAUUCAGGAGGCUCGGAAGAUGCGAGAACAGAUCCAGCGGGAGCAACAGCAACAGCAACCACAUGGUGUUGAUGGAAAACUCUCCUCCAUGAAUAAUAUGGGUCUCAACAACUGCAGGAACGAGAAGGAAAGAACACGCUUUGAGAAUUUGGGGCCCCAGUUAACAGGGAAGUCAAGUGAAGAUGGAAAGCUGGGCCCAGGUGUCAUCGACCUUACUCGGCCAGAAGAUGCAGAGGGAGGUGCCACUGUGGCUGAAGCGCGAGUCUACAGGGACGCCCGCGGCCGUGCCAGCAGUGAGCCACACAUCAAGCGACCAAUGAAUGCAUUCAUGGUUUGGGCGAAGGAUGAGAGGAGGAAAAUCCUUCAGGCCUUCCCCGACAUGCAUAACUCCAACAUUAGCAAAAUACUAGGGUCUCGCUGGAAGUCCAUGUCCAACCAGGAGAAGCAACCUUAUUAUGAAGAGCAGGCCCGGUUAAGCAAGAUUCACUUAGAGAAGUACCCAAAUUAUAAAUACAAACCCCGACCGAAGCGCACCUGCAUUGUUGAUGGCAAAAAACUCCGGAUCGGGGAGUAUAAGCAACUGAUGAGGUCUCGGAGACAGGAAAUGAGGCAGUUCUUUACCGUGGGGCAGCAGCCUCAGAUUCCAAUCACCACAGGAACAGGUGUUGUGUAUCCUGGUGCUAUUACUAUGGCAACUACCACACCAUCACCUCAGAUGACAUCUGACUGCUCUAGCACCUCUGCCAGCCCAGAGCCCAGCCUCCCAGUUAUCCAGAGCACUUAUGGUAUGAAGACAGACGGCGGAAGCCUAGCUGGAAAUGAAAUGAUUAAUGGAGAAGAUGAAAUGGAAAUCUAUGACGACUAUGAAGAUGAUCCCAAAUCAGACUAUAGCAGUGAAAAUGAAGCCCCAGAGUCCGUCAGUGCCAACUGAGGAGUGUUUGUUUGCUGAAUUAAAAUACUCUGACAUUUCAUCCUCCCUCCCUCAACAAAAAGUUCUUAAAGAGCCCGCAUGCAUUUGUGGCUCCACAAUUACAUCAGCAGAAUGGUCUUAAUUGUUUCGUAAGGUGUGAGACAGAUUAAGUUUUCCCUGAUUUUUCAUGAACUUGAGUUUUUGUCGUUAUUGUUGUUGCUGUUGUUGUUGUUGUUAUUUUUUUAAUUUAGGUGAAGACAUAUUAAAUAUGAGACACCAGGACUUGAAAACUUAUCUCAACCCAUAGCUGUCUUACAAGUCUUAUAUUUUUGUCUUACUUUUUUUUUCCUUUUGGAUAUUGAUAAAGGUUUAAGUUACUGUUCUAGAUGGGGUUAAACAUUCUCACUCAGGUAUGCUGUGCCGGCCUACAGGUUGUGAAUGUGUUUUUAUUCUGAAUUCUUUUAGAAAACAACUGAGGAUUUCAUCUAUUGUGAAACAGAACAAGUCCACGGCGUGUGCAGCUGCAUGUAGAGCAUAUUCAAAAGGCCUCAGAAUUCCAUUUUUCCAUGUGUAGAGUUAAACUUUGAAUGUGCCAAACUUUUUCAUAACUUUUGAAUCUUAAUAUUUUGAAAGUCUUAAAGGAGACACUGCAAAGUCUUAGACAAUCUUUGGCAUCUUAAAAUAAAAUAGCAAACUACACCUUUUCUUCCCCCACACCCACGCCCAGAAAAUGGUAAAGUACUCAGGAAUCUGGAAACCAGAUAUUGUAAGGAACGAACAAGGUUGCCACAGUGCACGUACCCAGUUUUGUUUGCCUCUUGACGUGCCAUCAGAGUGUGACGUGGAAUGACGUCUGCACAACAGAGCGACCACCACACAGAUACAGACAUGGUGGUCUUCUCUGCCUGAGACCACCUCUCACUACAUCCAUUAUCCCUUUGCCUUUAACCCUGACAUUCAGUCUUAACACAUUUUCUCUUAAAUAAUUUAUUCAUUCCAGAAUGUCAAGGGUCCAUUUACUAUUUAUUUAAAAAAAAUAUUGUUGGUGGCAUUAAUUUAAUAAUUCUUGUUUUCCAC